AUGGAAUACGCUCCGCAAUAUCAACAGCCUCAUGGCCAACACCCACACCCCCCUUCCCACAUCGCUGGUCCCUACCAAGCCGCACCACCAAACGCUGGCCCGCCCGUGGGGUCGAUGGCCUCGCCAACCAAUGCCCAGGCCCCUAUGCAACAGACUCAUCCCGCUCACCAGACGUCCCCGAUCGUCCCGUCGCAACAGCAUUAUCAACAAGCUCAGAAUGCGCCCGGUGCCGUCCACCAGCAGAUGAACUUCCCGCAGGGCUAUGGCGUCACGACUGCCAUGCCCCAGACAUAUGGCAUCUCACCGACACAGGCGGCCGCGAUGGCGACUGCCGCCGCGUCCGGACAAUUUUAUCCACUUCAGCAUGAUUCGAUGGCUGGGCAGAUGGCACAGGGUCCGCGAGGUUCGCCGCGCAUGGCUGGUGUGCAGAUGAAGCCAGAUCGGAAUCCGCGGUCACCCCCGCAAAUGCCAGGCCAGAUGCCGCCGAUGGGCUCUCAAGUUCAGAUGCCGCCGAACGCGCAGAUGGCUGGUCAGCGCCGGAUGAGUCAUGUUGGAAGCCCCAGUGUCGCCAGCGCACAGCCUGUCAUGAGUCACGUAGGACGCGCUCCCGUCGCACCUCCCAUGCCUGGUGGCCCCCAGUCCGCUGUGCCCCAGAACCAACCGUCGCCUGAGAUGGUUGCUGGCGGGAAUAGCCAGGAAGAGUCUCCUCUUUACGUGAAUGCGAAGCAGUUCCACCGUAUUCUCAAGCGCCGGGUUGCGCGCCAGAAGCUGGAGGAGCAGCUACGCUUGACAUCCAAGGGCCGGAAGCCGUACUUGCACGAGUCGCGGCACAACCAUGCUAUGCGGAGACCUCGUGGCCCCGGCGGCCGGUUCUUGACUGCUGAUGAAGUUGCUGCAAUGGAGAAGAAGCAAGCCGAAGGCGAUGGUGAUGGACUGAAUGAGAUCGUGACCAAGGGCGAGAAUGGCUCCAGCGCCCAGAAACGGAAAUCAAGCGAGGUCACCGAUGACCACAGCAACUCGAAGAAGACCAAGAUCAGCGGCAGCGCCGAUGGAAGUGAACAAGAAUCGGCUGACCCGUCUGACGAGGACGGCUGA
Penicillium macrosclerotiorum is the source of this 1095-nucleotide messenger RNA. It is a transcript of the gene hapB, whose product is annotated as CCAAT-binding transcription factor subunit HAPB. Gene Ontology annotation, molecular function: DNA-binding transcription factor activity, RNA polymerase II-specific; RNA polymerase II cis-regulatory region sequence-specific DNA binding. Gene Ontology annotation, biological process: regulation of transcription by RNA polymerase II. Gene Ontology annotation, cellular component: CCAAT-binding factor complex. The record is from RefSeq and is a predicted model, not a curated record. Bases 1 to 1095 code for a protein of 364 amino acids. The transcript has a single exon. NCBI's taxonomy places the organism in Eukaryota, Fungi, Ascomycota, Eurotiomycetes, Eurotiales, Aspergillaceae.